AUGUGUUUCCGGAAAAAAAGUUUCUAUUUUGUUUUUUCAAUUCUUUUCAAUUCAGGCGAUACUGGAUCUAUAGGCAACACCGGAUCUCCUGGUCCUGUAGGUCCAGUUGGGCCAAUGGGACCACUUGGAACAACAGGAGCAACAGGGCCAAUUGGUUCACCUGGACCUUUAGGAUCACCCGGCUUAAAGGGACCGGCUGGUCCAUCAGGACCUAAGGGAUCUCCUGGCCCCUCAGGACCCCAAGGCUUUAGAGGUUCUCCAGGUAGUCAGGGGGCUCCUGGCGCUACCGGACCUUCCGGAGCACCAGGACCAGUUGGAUCUGUGGGUCCCGAAGGUUUGCCUGGCUUACAAGGAGAAUCAGGAACGCCUGGAGGUCAAGGAAAUACUGGACAACCUGGAAGCAGAGGUAAUUAA
Molecule: messenger RNA, 414 nt
Organism: Helobdella robusta
Lineage: Eukaryota; Metazoa; Annelida; Clitellata; Rhynchobdellida; Glossiphoniidae
Exons: 1
Coding region: 1-414 (137 amino acids)
Source: RefSeq, a predicted model, not a curated record